UUUUGCCGGAUCACCUCUACUCGCAUUCAUCUAUCUGGGUGGUAGAGCUCUUCAACGUCAGGUUCCAUCUCUACUCUACAAUUGAUCACAGACGCGCACUCAACUUCACAAUGCUGUCCCGCGCUGCCUUCCGCCCCUCCGCAAACGCAUAUGCGAACAUGAUUGCUCGUCGGAACUUCUCAACCACUCGCGCCCAGUUCUCGAGCCCGUACCAUUACCCUGAGGGGCCUCGCAGCAACAUUCCAUUUAACCCACUGACCCGAUUUUUCGCCCUCCGAUUCUGGAGCUUUUGUUUCGUCGGAUUCUUCACACCAUUUGCUAUAGCUGUUUGGCAGACGAAGAAGAAUAAAACAGGGCUCAUGCCACAGUCCCAAGGCCAAUACCUUCCGGCUUACUGCACUCUCGAACUCUAGGAGAACGCUUAGGGACUAAGUAAUGGUAUUGACAGUUACCAUGCUACCCUGCGCUAGGACGGCUUUCGCCACUUGCAGUAGUUGUGUCUU
Pseudovirgaria hyperparasitica is the source of this 503-nucleotide messenger RNA. RefSeq lists its product as uncharacterized. Gene Ontology annotation, biological process: mitochondrial electron transport, cytochrome c to oxygen. The transcript has 5 exons. Bases 111 to 413 code for a protein of 100 amino acids. The record is from RefSeq and is a predicted model, not a curated record. Lineage: Eukaryota; Fungi; Ascomycota; Dothideomycetes; Acrospermales; Acrospermaceae.